This is a messenger RNA of Lymnaea stagnalis (great pond snail), 1408 nucleotides long. Lineage: Eukaryota; Metazoa; Mollusca; Gastropoda; Lymnaeidae. The record is from the annotation of a GenBank genome assembly.
UUUUGGUUUUACGCUAGGGUGACCAAAUCAUGAACUGGAGAAAACGGGACACACCCAAGGAGGGUCGUUUAAGGGGGAUACGCUCCAGUUAAAGAGGGGUUUGGCGGCCUCCGUCGUAAACUGUUUAUUGAAAUAUGUUCGUUUUAACUAUUUUGAUACCUAGAAAUAAUUUAAAUUUAAUUUCACCUCAUUAAACAUAGCGGUAUCAAAAUUGGUUUCUGCGCAGUUACCGCAAUACCCCCCCCCCCCCAACCCCGCUUCAUUUCUCGUGUCUUUCGCUAUACAUAUAAGAUCUAUGGCAGUGACACUGUAUUUUACGCAGCAUCGGCAGAGUGGUGGAAACCGGUGGAGAAGGAACAGUGCAGCCAUCACGCGAACCCACAUCUCAACCAAUUGAACGUGGGCCCCUCAAAUAUAAGAAGAUCAGAACUGGCACUGGCUACACAGCUAGCUAAAAUAUUACUUGAAGUUAUAUUAUAAAUUAGGAAGUUUUAUUGCGUUUGGUUUAAAAAAUGGGACAUUUAGGCGUCCCGAGAGACUUUUUCGGGACACCGGGUACGAUCGAGAAAAAACGGGACAAUCCCGUUUUACGGGAAGUUUGGUCACCCUAUUUUACGCGCAAAAGACUACCCGUGUUUACUCCUCAUGCGACCUGCGCCAAGACCCACUCAGUGGACGGUUAACAAAGUUUUAGUGAAGCAGUUUGAAGGAAGGCCCCAUGAUAAAUAACAGAAUUACAUCAUUUAAUGAAUGUUAGAAGAUAGUUAAGAAAUAACAAUAUUUAGAUCUAGAGCCGUCACAAGCAAAUUCUUAACGGGGGGGGGGGAGGGGGUGAUCAUUAAAUUUAGACACCCUCUUUUGUGUUUUCAUGUUUUGGGGAUUUACUUUUAUUAUUUAAUUUAUAUUUUGUUCUGGGUGAAAACAACAAUCUUUAAGACAUAUUAUUUAAUUUAUAUUUUGUUCUCUAUUAAAACAACAAACAUUAAGACGCUAUAUCCCAGCAUACUUUUGCUAUCCCUACAAAAAAAAAAAAAAAAAAUAAAUUAGCCCAUCAUUCUGCUAUUUGAAUUUGUUGGUUCAUAUCGCUUGACUGAUACUAACUUAGAGCGAAAACUCGUAUCUCUUGAUCGUUUUUAAUGCAUCUUACAGCAACAAGACGGGAAUGAAGCGAGUUUCGACUCUGUUUUGUGUUCUCGUUCUUUAUGUGGUUGCCUCCAAGGCACAGGAGACGGGCGUUGUCAAUACCCCAGCUGGGAGGGUGAGGGGUUUGAAGGUGACCGCAAGUAAUGGCCAGUCUCUCUGGACGUUUCGAGGAAUCCCAUUUGCACAGCCUCCAGUUGGACAGCUACGUUUUGCGAAGCCGCUGCCUUAUCCAGCUCAAUGUGAGUAUCAAUUGUUCUUUCAAUGA